AUGGAGGUGAGGGUCGGGGAGAGACUCCUUUGCCUGGCCGUGCUGUCCAGCGUCCUCUGCGUGGAUUCAGUCCUCGGAAAAUACGUCAGAGGCAUCGUCAACACCAAAGAGGACUGGGUUUUUCUGACACGCUUUUGCUUUCUCACUGACUUUGGGCGGCUGGAUUUUCGGUUCCGAUAUCCAAAGUCUCGCUGCUGUCAGAACAUAUUGCUCUACUUUGAUGACAGUUCUCAAUGGCCAGCUGUGUACAAGAGGCCCGAAAAGAACUGCUACCAGAAGGAAGCGGUGCUGCGGCCGGAGAACAACCAGGUCAUCAACCUCACCACACGCUACACCUGGUCAGGCUGUGUGGUGGAGGGAGAUGGGAACGAGGAGGUUCUGAGCUGCGUGGGCGGCCGUAGUUUCCGCUCGGUGAGGGAGAGAUGGUGGUACAUCGCUCUCAGCAAGUGUGGGGGCGAUGGCCUGCAGCUGGAGUACGAGAUGAAACUGACCAAUGGCCAGUCUUUCUGGACGCAGCAUUUCUCUGCAGAUGAGUUCGGAAUCUUGGAGACGGACAUUACGUUCCUGGUCAUCUUCUCCAUGGUGUUCCUCCUCUCAUGCUACUUUGCCUACAAUCUGAAGGGAAGACAGCUUCUUCACACAACCUACAAAAUGUUUAUGACGGCGGCAGGUGUGGAGGUGCUCAGCCUGUUGUUCCAUUGUGUCUACUGGGGCCUGUAUGCUAGAGAUGGAGUUGGCAAUGGCAGCUUGAAAAUACUUGGGAAAUUACUGUUCUCCGUCAGUUUCUUGGUGUUCCUUCUGAUGCUCAUAUUGUUGGGCAAAGGUUUCACUGUCACCAGGGCGAGGAUCAGUCACAGUGGAUCUGUCAAACUGAGCAUCUACAUGACAGUCUACACAAUCACCUAUGUCAUCCUCUUCAUCUACGAGGCCGAGUUCUUUGACCCAGGCGAGGUGCUGUACGCCUACGACAGCCCUGCAGGCUACGGACUGAUGGGCCUGCAGCUGGUGGCUUACGUGUGGUUCUGCUACGCCGUGCUGGUCUCUCUGAAACACUACCCCGAGAAGCAGCCCUUUUACGUCCCUUUCUUCACCACGUACACGCUAUGGUUCUUCGCCGUGCCCGUCAUGGCUCUGAUCGCCAACUUUGGGAUUCCUCGUUGGGCUCGGGAGAAGAUCGUCAACGGCAUUCAGCUCGGCAUCCACCUCUACGCUCACAUCGUCUUCCUUGUUAUUACACGACCUUCAGCAGCCAACAAGAACUUCCCGUAUCAUGUUCGGACAUCUCAAAUCGGGAUCCUACUCUCCAGUCCGAAAGGAGGCGAGGGGGCGGAGAGCUUCCCCCAUCACGCCUACGGGAACAGCUCCUUCCUGGGAGAUUCUCAACCCAACUUUACCGAACUCUUCUCCAUCCAAUCAGAUCCGGUGAAGACGGUGGAGGAGACGGUGGCCCGUAAAGGACCGGAAGUGCCGAGGAACAGCGAACAGAAGAUCAUCACCACCGCUGCUGACUUAACCUCGAUAUUGCCCCCACCUCCGCCCCCGAUACCCCCACGCCCGGCCGCGCGUUCGCCCCCGCUGCCACCUCGGCUCCCCUCCUUCACCGAGUAUUUUAGCAUGCAGAGCGGAGGAGGAGGAGGGGGGCUUGGAACGAAGGCAUGA
Molecule: messenger RNA, 1659 nt
Organism: Stegastes partitus (bicolor damselfish)
Lineage: Eukaryota; Metazoa; Chordata; Actinopteri; Pomacentridae
Gene: tmem145
Product: transmembrane protein 145
Exons: 15
Coding region: 1-1659 (552 amino acids)
Biological process (GO): response to pheromone; G protein-coupled receptor signaling pathway
Source: RefSeq, a predicted model, not a curated record